AUGUUAUUAUCGUGUGAGCAGCCCGAUGCAAAAGCCGGUGACACCGUCAAGCUAUUGCCAAACUCUUGUCGAUUGUGCCGGACUUCUAUAUCAAAAGACAAUUUGAACCCACUGUAUUUCGCUGGGGCAUUCAAUUGCGCGAUCUACUUGCGGCAACAUGUCCCGCAUCCAGGACGUGAAGGCCCGUCAACUGUUUGA
Messenger RNA from Chondrus crispus (carragheen), 198 nucleotides. RefSeq lists its product as hypothetical. The record is from RefSeq and is a predicted model, not a curated record. The coding region runs from base 1 to 198 and encodes 65 amino acids. The transcript has a single exon. Lineage: Eukaryota; Rhodophyta; Florideophyceae; Gigartinales; Gigartinaceae.